This is a messenger RNA of Aureococcus anophagefferens, 1215 nucleotides long. RefSeq lists its product as hypothetical. The transcript has 2 exons. Lineage: Eukaryota; Pelagophyceae; Pelagomonadales; Pelagomonadaceae. The record is from RefSeq and is a predicted model, not a curated record. Bases 1 to 1215 code for a protein of 404 amino acids.
AUGGUCGCGAGGAACCAAGCCAUGUUGCGGGAGCGGAUGGCGAGCCUCGAGGCGGACCGGAAGCAGCUCGCCGAGGCGCGCAAGGGCCGGUCGGAGCAGCGGCGCGCGGCGAGCGAGGCGCGCCUCGGCGAGACCUCGAGCGCCAAGUCGCAGCUCGAGGCGCUGCGCGCCGAGGAAGAGCGGCGGCAACGGCUGCGGCGCAUCGACGAGCUGAGCCGCCAGAGCGGCCUGGUGCCCCCGGCGUCCCGGCCCGCGCCCGCGCCGGCGGCCGCGGCGCCGCGGCCGCCGCGGUCGCCGCGGUCGAAGAGCGUGUCGAGCCUCGAGCGGGCGCGCGCGCCGGCGCCGCGGGCGGCGAGCCCGCCGCGGUCGCAGAGCCGGGAGCGGGCCGAGCGGUCGCUCUGGGCGAGCUACGAGUCGUUCUCGAACCGGAGCCCGUCGCCGCAGAAGCGCGAGCCGCCGCCGCCGCCGAAGCACCUGUCGACGACCUUCGAGCAGUACCUCGACAACGCGCCGACGCCCAUCGCGCGGAAGGAGAUCAUCCUCACGCGGGAGGACGCCGCCGAGCCGCCGCCCGCCUUCGGCCAGUCGCUGAGCGACGACGAGCCGGACCUCUACGAAUACCGCGACUCCGCGAGCCCGCCCGACCACGCCGUCGUGCCCCGGUCGCCGUCGGCCAAGUCCGACGACGGCGCCGGCGACGUCGUCGUGCGGCGCGCGUCCUACGACGUCGCCGACGACGCGAGCGGCGAGGCGAGCGGCGGCUCGGACGCCGCGCCGCCGUCGCCGCCGCCGCGGAAGCUCGCGGAUCCCUACGACCCGCGCGCGCCCAAGCCGUCGGCGCGGCGCGACGCGCCCAGGCUCCCGGCCCUCGCGCCGCCGCGGCCGCCGUCGCCCGUCGUCGCCGUCGUCGCCGAGGCCGAGCGGCCGCGGAAGGGCGACGCCGCGGCGUCGCACCACGUCGCCAUGGCCCUGCUCCUGGGCGCGUGCCUGGCGGCGAGCGGGCGCUCGGCCCUCGCGCCGCGGCCGCGGCCGGCGCCCGUCGCGCCGCCGCCGCCGUCCCCGGCGGAGGCGGCCGCGGCGGCGGCGCCGCCCGCGCGGCCGGCCGGGGGCGCGCUCCGCGUCGUCCUGCGCGAGACGGCCGUCGCCGGCGCGACGCUGGGCCUCGCCCACGCGGCGACGGGCCCCGCGUUCGCCGGGGCUCAGACGGAGGCGUAG